UAGUUCAAUCGAACUUAGUUUAGAAAUAGAAGUACUGAAUACAUGUGCUCAAACUGACCACCCAAUUCUUCAUUUCUUAAUUAACCCUCCUAUAAGCUUCAGAACCCUAUAUAACCAGAACUAAACAAUACUACCAUUUCAAUCUCAAUCUUUGAGGUGGUGGUGGAUACAAUGAUUGAGCACAGAGAAAGAGAAGGACCCUUGAUGAAGAACAACCCUUAUUCUCUAAGCAUAUCAAAGAUUGUUACCGCUGUAAUCAUAGUAGUUCUUACUGGAUGCAUCAUAGUUUUCUUUUUUCCUAAUGACUUCUUUGCUUCUCAAUCCAUUACCUCAAUUCGUCUCUUCCCUUUUGCUGGACCCAAGACCCAGGAAAAUUCAACUAAAUAUGAAUCCUCAAAAAGAUCCAACAUUUUAAUUGCAGAGCUAAAAAAACAGUUGAGGGAGUUGAGGGAAAGGCUUCGGCUUGCAGAGCAAGGGAAAGACCAUAUUGCAUCAGUUAAAGAGGAAAAAGCUGGACCUUUUGGUACUGUCAAGGCAUUAAGAACCAAUCCUAUUGUUGCUCCUGAUGAAUCCGUGAACCCGAGAUUGGCAAAUUUAUUAGAGAAAAUCGCAGUUAAACGAGAGAUCAUAGUUACCCUUGCAAACUCAAAUGUGAAAGAGAUCCUCGAGAUCUGGUUCACCAAUAUCAAGAGAGUUGGUAUACCUAAUUAUCUAGUUGUUGCCUUAGACGAUGAGAUUGCAAAGUUUUGUGAAUCGAAUCAAGUCCCAUUUUACAAAAGAGACCCGGAUAAUGGUAUUGAUACUGUUGGAAAAAUUCCAAACGGCGAGGCUGUCUCCAGUCUCAAAUUCCGUAUUCUAAGAGAAUUUUUGCAGUUGGGAUACAGUGUUCUUCUAUCAGACAUCGAUAUUGUAUAUUUGCAGAAUCCUUUUGAUCAUCUAUACCGUGAUUCGGAUGUUGAGUCCAUGAGCGAUGGUCAUAAUAACAUGACAGCUUAUGGCUACAACGAUGUCUUCAACGACCCUGGGAUGGGUUGGUCUAGUGGCGUUUUUACCAGGAGGAUAUUUGUUUACAAUGCUGGUUUCUUCUAUAUCAGACCAACCAUUCCUUCAAUUGAGCUUUUGGACCGUGUGGCAGCACGACUUUUGAAGGAGAAAGCAUGGGACCAAGUCGUUUUCAACGAGGAACUCUUUCAUCCAUCAUAUCCUGGUUAUGACGGGCUUCAUGCUGCUAAAAGAACUAUGGAUAUAUAUCUUUUUAUGAAUAGCAGAGUUCUUUUCAAGACAGUGAGGAACAAUGCUAACCUCAGUAAAUUGAAACCGGUUAUUAUUCACUUGAAUUACCACCGUGAUAAGCUUACGCGAAUGAAAGCAGUUGUUGAAUAUUAUGUUAAUGGGAACCAAGAUGCUCUCAAACCUUUUCCCGAUGGCACACCUCGAUAACCUUGUUAUGUCUAAGCUGUUGUUCAAAAACUUAACGAGCACCUAUACUUAUGCUUUUACCCUCAUUUUCACACUAUAAUGUUUGUUGUAUACUUAACGAGCACCUAUACUUAUGCUUUUACCCUCAUUUUCACACUAUAAUGUUUGUUGUAUACUUAACGAGCACCUAUACUUAUGUCUAAGCUGGUGUUUUUAUCUCA
Molecule: messenger RNA, 1640 nt
Organism: Medicago truncatula (barrel medic)
Lineage: Eukaryota; Viridiplantae; Streptophyta; Magnoliopsida; Fabales; Fabaceae
Product: arabinosyltransferase RRA2
Exons: 3
Coding region: 172-1440 (422 amino acids)
Biological process (GO): root hair cell development
Molecular function (GO): glycosyltransferase activity
Source: RefSeq, a predicted model, not a curated record